AUGUUUCAAGCUAGAAUCAUUGAGAUUGGACCUACUGGAUACUUUUGUUUGAAUCCUAUUUCAUUCCUCCGAAAAUCCUAUCUGAAACUUCACCAUCGUAUCCACUCAGGUGAACGUCCAUUUCAGUGUGGAGUGUGUGGCCGGAGCUUCACCCGAGAUGAUCAUCUCCUACGUCACCAACGCUCGCAUCAAGGCUAUAAGCCAUACACCUGCGAUGUAUGUGGUAAAGCGCUCUCCCGACGUGACCACCUUGCUGUACAUCGUCGUAUUCACACAGGGGAGAGACCAUUCAGGUGUGACUUAUGCAACUGUGAAUUUGCUCGUAGUGAUCACCUUUUAAAACACAAGAGGCUUAAUCUCUGUGAGCAGAAACUGGACUGUGUUACCAUGGAAACUGCAUCUUUGCCCCCAGCUGAUGUCCUAGAAGAACAGAAUUAUCAUUCACAAGAUAACGUCCAUACAAACCCGAGCGGCACUAACAGCACUUCAAACACGUUGACAUCUAUUUCUGGCCUGUCUUCCAGCGAUAAUUCUGUCACAGACAUUGACUGUCAUGAAUGUAAAAACCAAUCGAGUGGCAGUCAUCAUAUCCAUCAACAACCACAGGCUGGUACUCCCACAACUGUAGCAAUUACACCUGUAGUUGCUGCAACACCAACAGCCGUUACUGUUGUACCCAAUGAGCUUGCAGCUCUUAUUCCAAAUGCUGCCAAAUUUUAUCCUAUUGUUACUGGUACGGCAAACAGCGAUACCGGUGCCCCAACACAGAUUUACCAAACCAGUACUGGGGUGACCGGUACUCUUAAUCCCAUCACUCACAUUUUUCCAACCAUCCAGAUUUCUCCUGCUACAACACAGAUUUUCCCAACAAUUCAGAUGUACUCAGCUGCCCAAGUGAACUUGCAACCUAGUAGCAACCUUACCAGCAAGGAUAGUAAUUUUCAUACUCAGGUUGCUGAGACUAAAUGA
Molecule: messenger RNA, 969 nt
Organism: Acanthosepion pharaonis
Lineage: Eukaryota; Metazoa; Mollusca; Cephalopoda; Sepiida; Sepiidae
Source: the annotation of a GenBank genome assembly